This is a messenger RNA of Physella acuta, 842 nucleotides long. RefSeq names its product galectin-3-like. NCBI's taxonomy places the organism in Eukaryota, Metazoa, Mollusca, Gastropoda, Physidae. Gene Ontology annotation, molecular function: carbohydrate binding. The record is from RefSeq and is a predicted model, not a curated record.
AUGAGUCAGUUCCUCAUCAGCUUGCAUGGGACAGCUGCUAAAACCUUAAAGUACUGGAGCGGUGUGCAAUGCCAGACACGAGGCUUGUUCGGUCAGUGCCGGACAGGAGGUUUGGCAGUUACAAAACAAGCGCUGAAGCCUGGUCUGUCCAACCCAUUCUGGGUACCAUCGGCUGGAUAUGUUGUAUAUCCUAAUGAUCUUGUUUUUGACACGGAAAUCUCAGGCGGUAUUACUUCUGCGAAGGUCAUUACCAUAAAAGGAAUUCCUCAAACUGGCUGCAAAACCAUAAUCGUCACCAUUGAAACAACCCGAGAAGAGCAUGCCGAUAUUCUUUUCCAUAUGAAAGCCAGUUUAGAAGAGAAGGUAUUGUAUAUCAACAAAAGGAUUGAUGGGCAAUUCGAUGACCCAAAAGUGCACAAAACCCGCUUCCCAUUUAGUGUGGGCGAGCCUUUCACUCUGUCUAUUCAUCUUUCACCGGAGAAUUUCAAAUUGGUGAUCAACAAUGUUAGCAUUGAUACCCUCAAGCACAACAUAAAUCAUCACUUACGCGCGCACCAGUUCAGUUACUUAAGAGUUGUCGGACAACUUGACGUUUCGCAGUACUUACUUGAACAAAACUGAACUACAAAUGACUUCAACUUGUUACAUUCAGAAAGAAGAAGUCAAGUUCAACGUGAAUAAUUCAAGUGAAAUGAACAAGCCAAGUUGAAUUGGACCAGUUUGAGUUAAAAGUGAACGUGUUAAGUUAAACCUGAACUGUUCAAAUGUUGAAUUAAUUUUAAAAUCGUUUUACGCGUAGAUUUUUAAAAAAUCUUUUUAUAACCAUUAAAAAACUUAGUUGG